Messenger RNA from Xenopus laevis (African clawed frog), 4171 nucleotides. RefSeq names its product DDB1 and CUL4 associated factor 6 S homeolog (gene dcaf6.S). The record is from RefSeq and is a predicted model, not a curated record. Gene Ontology annotation, biological process: positive regulation of transcription by RNA polymerase II. Gene Ontology annotation, cellular component: cytoplasm; Cul4-RING E3 ubiquitin ligase complex. The transcript has 19 exons. The coding region runs from base 708 to 2999 and encodes 763 amino acids. Lineage: Eukaryota; Metazoa; Chordata; Amphibia; Anura; Pipidae.
CAACUCGAUUUGGGGGAAGAAGAAAAAGCCUUCAUGCUGUCCUGGUGCGGCACAGUAAAUCCAGCAGCCAGUGUGCGCGCACAGUAAAUCGGGCUGCGUGCAUGGGGGGGGUUAAUCCAAGUCACGUGACGUAAUGUGCCGAGCUAUUCCAUUUCUAUCUUGGGUCCUUUUUCUAUUUCUGUCACUGCUUCAGCUGCUGCCACUCUUCACCUCAAUCACAAACAAACAAACAAACAAAACAGGGUUCGCUGGUCGGAGGAGUGGGUAGGAUACAUGGCUGCCAGAGCGUCCCUUCCAGCUUCCGGCCCUGUGUGUUGCUCGCACUGAGCGACUGGCACAACUUUACAGCAGGAACCUGUAAGUACCAGGCUGAGUGGCCGCCUUCCUUUGAGCUGUAGUCUUUGUACAGUUUUUCCCGACGAAGCUAAAAGGCGAAACCAAGCACUUGGGUUUUUGUUUACUCACGAAUCGCCAUUACCUUGCGCCAAGAAAUCCCAUUGCCAUUGUAAGUAAAUUAGGAAGCAGAAACAUAACUCAAGUGCUUUAACAGAGACAACACUGUUGUGUCAUUUACUCUUUGUAUUAUGGAUACAGGCGAGUCCUAAUCAACACACACAUACUGGUCAAAACAAGUCAACUUCUUUUUAACAAAAAUUCCCUUUAUUUGGACGAGCCAGCCUGAAAGGAUAUACAGCAGGAGCUGGACUAUGUCACGGUGCUAUUCUGGUCUACUAUGGGAUGUGAGGAAACGCUCUCUUGGAUUGGGUGAGCCUGAUGUGGUCCGAAUCAACUAUUUGGGGAGAAGAGAGUUUGUCCAAAGACUUAAAUUGGAAGCAACGUUAAAUGUACAUGAUGGCUGCGUAAACUCAAUUUCUUGGGGUAGUACAGGGGAAUACAUUUUAUCUGGAUCUGAUGAUACCACUUUGGUUAUCACUAACCCCUACGAUAAAAAAGUCCUCACAAGAAUUCGAUCAGGUCACAGAGCCAAUAUUUUCAGUGCAAAGUUCCUGCCUCUUACCAAUGACAAGCAGAUUAUAUCCUGCUCUGGAGAUGGAGUUAUAUUUUAUACAGAUAUUGAGAAAGAUGCAGACACAAACAGGCAGCGCCAAUUUACAUGCCAUUAUGGAACCGCUUAUGAGAUUAUGACAGUACCCAAUGAUCCCUACACAUUUCUGUCCUGUGGUGAAGAUGGAACUGUUAGAUGGUUUGAUACCAGGAUGAAGACCAGCUGUACAAAAGAAGACUGCAAAGAUGAUAUUCUAAUUAACUGCAGACGGGCUACUACCUCAAUUGCAGUUUGUCCCACAGCGCCAUACUACCUUGCUGUUGGAUGUUCGGACAGUACAGUGAGAAUAUAUGAUCGCCGUAUGCUUGGAACUAGAGCAACAAACAAUUAUUCAAAUAGUGGAACUACAGGAAUGUGUGUCCGCUUUGUUCCCUCACAUCUUGCAAACAAAUCCUGCAGAGUGACCUCCUUGUGCUAUAGUGAAGAUGGGCAAGAGGUUCUAGUGAGCUACUCUUCGGACUAUAUUUACCUAUUUGAUCCUAAAGAUGACCAAGCAAAAGAGCUCAAAUUUCCUUCAUCUGAUCAGAAAAGGGACGAGGUAAGGCAACCCCCUGUUAAACGCCUAAGACUUCGAGGAGAUUGGUCUGAUACAGGUCCAAGGGCAAGACCUGAAAGUGAACGAGAAAGAGAUGGAGAUCAGAGCACCAAUGCAUCACUAAUGCAAAGAAUGUCUGACAUGCUCUCAAGGUGGUUUGAAGAGGCUAGUGAAGUUGCACAGAGCAGCAGAAGACGAGUCCGACUACAAAAUAGAGCAGGAACCUCACAGCCUGUGUCAUCAACUUCCUUGUCUACAAACCACACGGAAACCCAGGCAUCAGAAAUACUUCCAGAGGCGACUGUCUCCCUAGAACAGCCAUCAAACUCAUCACACGUUGAAAGUCAAUCAAUGACUUCUGUAGCUACUGAACAGCUAGAAACGUCUGCUUCAUCAGACAGAGGCUGCAACUCUGCUGAGAGUUCUAAAGUAACCUCAGAGAGAGAGACAAGUGAGCCAGUACUGCAGUUACAUUAUAGCACUGAAGGAACAACAACAAGUACAAUAAGGCUGGACUUCACAGAUGAAUGGAGCAAUACAGCUUCAAGUUCUGUAGCUGUGAAAGUGGGUAACAAUGAAAAUACUCCAACUACUGAACUCGCACAGUCAAGUGAAAAGGAAGGCACAUCUAAAAGUGCAGAGCAGCAUGUAGAGGCAAUGCGCAGUGACCCUGGAAUGGAGCAAGAAAGUCUUCAAGAAUCAAACAGAAGCUCAAAUAACGAGGAACUUCCAGAAACAUCUAUCACUGCAGCACAGAUUGAAUCAACAUCCGCAAUCUCUACACACCAGGAGACUGACAGUGAUGAUGACACAGUUCGAUUCCCAUCCAGAACCCAGUCACAAAAUAGGAGAUCUGCGGCAGCCCGUAUCCAGGAGCUCUUUAGAAGAAGAAAAGAAAGAAAAGAGUUAGAAGAGAUGGAUAUGCAAAAUGUACAUCAGCCCUUUUCAAAAGUAGUGUACACGGGUCAUCGGAAUUCUCGAACAAUGAUUAAAGAGGCUGCAUUUUGGGGCAAAAAUUUUGUAAUGAGUGGUUCUGAUUGUGGUCAUAUCUUCAUUUGGGAUCGGCAUACAUCAAAUCAUUUAAUGCUUUUGGAAGCUGAUAAUCAUGUGGUAAACUGUCUACAGCCACACCCAUAUGACCCAAUUUUAGCGUCAUCUGGAAUAGACUACAAUAUUAAGAUAUGGUCUCCUUUUGAACAAGAUAAGCGCUUUAACUGGAAGCUUGCUGAAGAGGUAAUAUCACGGAAUGAGUUAAUGUUGGAAGAAACAAGAAACACUAUUACAGUUCCAGCAUCAUUCAUGUUAAGAAUGUUGGCUUCACUCAACCAUAUACGGGCAGACCGAGGAGAUGACCGAUCUGAAGGAGCUGGUCAGGAUAACUCCAAUGAAGAUGAAUGACCAUACUUCUCUUAUAAGCAUUCAAACAUAUUGUAUUCUGUAAAAGCAAUUUAGUAUAAUUUUCCUAGAUGGAUUUGGCAAGUUUGUUUUAUUUUACAAUAUUUUGUAUUAUGACCAGAUAGAGAGCAUGCAAAAUGUUGACAGCUUCUUCUCAAGACUGAAAAUAUAUAUAUAUAUAUAUAUAUAUAUAUAUAUAUAUAUAUAUAUAUAUAUAUAUAUAUAUAUUAUUGUUUUAAAUUAAAAUUGAAAAAAAACUGUUGUUUUUUUAAAAUAGACGUAUAGGAGAAGGAAAGCUAGCAAAGCAGUUUAUUGCCAAUAGAUUAGCCACAAUAAUGCAAGCUAUCACACUAUUAAUUCUGUAGAAUGCUUUACCAUACCUGAGUAAACAGCUCUAGAAGCUCUCUGUUUGGUUCGGAUAGUAGCUGCCAUAUUUUCUUGGUGUGACAUCUCUUCCUGUCUGAGUUUCCCUGCUCUGGGCUCAGUUUACAGCAAGGAGAGGAGGAGGGAGGGAGAGAGGAGCAAACUGAGCAUGCUCAAGCCCUGCCCUCGAGGUUUAAGCUGAAAACAGGAAGUCUGAUACAGAAGCCUAUGUGUACACAAUGGAAGGAAAGAAAUGUGGUGUUUAUUUUGACAGAGGACUCAGAGCAGCAUUACUUUGAGGGGUUUACUGGUCUAUUUAUAUAGUCCUUUCUGAUAAAAUGUACUUAAUGUUAGCCUUUCGUUCUCCUUUAAUUCUAAACUAAUUCUAAACUCCAAUGAUGUGCAUUCUUUAUUUUUUAAUCAAGGCAACUUCAUAUAUUGUUAAAGAAUAUUGCUCUCUUAAACUAAAGCUAUCCUUGAGCUGAAGCCUGGAGCCUCUGCCUUCUCUAUGAGCUAUUUGACUAUCUAGGUAAUAAUACAGAUGAGGGCUCCCAAACUUUUGAAUAAUUUACAUCUAGGGUUAACUUAGAAUUUCUGGCCAAGCCACUUGAGAAAAUCAUGAUGCAGUUCCAGCAAGUACUUAUUCUGCAUCUGUUUCAAGCAGACCCAAAUUUUUUGUUUAUAGUUUUUCAGUAAGUUUAUUUAUGUCUUCUUAAGAGCUUUAUUAUUGGGUAAAUGCAGUGUAAAAAUAUCUCUGAACUGUCUGUAAAUGCAAUGUAAAAAAUUGUUAAGAUAAACAAAUUGCUAUACAA